Lotus japonicus is the source of this 1664-nucleotide messenger RNA. Its product is annotated as mitogen-activated protein kinase homolog MMK1. Gene Ontology annotation, biological process: intracellular signal transduction; protein phosphorylation. The record is from RefSeq and is a predicted model, not a curated record. The transcript is spliced from 7 exons. Gene Ontology annotation, molecular function: ATP binding; MAP kinase activity. Lineage: Eukaryota; Viridiplantae; Streptophyta; Magnoliopsida; Fabales; Fabaceae. Bases 224 to 1420 code for a protein of 398 amino acids. Gene Ontology annotation, cellular component: cytoplasm; nucleus.
CUAAAAAAAAGAGAAAAAGUGCCUAGGAAAUGAUGAAAAACAAGUGAAUAAAAGGUGGAGAGAGAUGUCAGUUUUUGGUUUGCAAUUGCAUUUGCAGGAGGAGUUGGGGAAGAGAGAGAUACUUCAUUCAUACAUACAGAUCUGUUUGACCAAAAUCAGUAGCAACUCUCUCUCUCUCUCUCUCUCAUUGAAGAAACCAACCCAUUGAAGAAGAGAAGGGAGAAUGGAAGGAGGAGGAGGUGCACCGCUUGCUGAUACCGACAUGUCUGAUGCGGCACCGCCGCCGCAGCCUGACCCACAUCAUCAGCAGCCGGCGGUGGCGAUGGGGAUCGAGAAUAUUCCGGCGACUCUCAGCCAUGGUGGCAGGUUCAUCCAAUACAACAUAUUCGGUAACAUAUUUGAAGUCACCGCCAAAUACAAGCCACCCAUCAUGCCCAUCGGCAAAGGAGCUUACGGCAUCGUCUGUUCUGCUUUGAACUCGGAGACAAAUGAGCAUGUUGCUAUCAAGAAGAUUGCCAAUGCAUUUGACAACAAGAUUGAUGCCAAGAGGACUCUCCGUGAGAUCAAGCUGCUUCGCCACAUGGAUCAUGAAAACGUUGUCGCAAUCAGGGAUAUUGUGCCACCACCUCAAAGGGAGGUAUUCAAUGAUGUUUACAUUGCAUAUGAAUUGAUGGACACUGACCUUCACCAAAUCAUUAGAUCAAACCAAGGAUUAUCAGAGGAGCACUGUCAGUAUUUUCUGUAUCAAAUCCUCCGUGGGUUGAAGUACAUACAUUCUGCGAAUGUUCUGCACAGGGACUUGAAACCUAGCAACCUUCUCCUGAACGCCAACUGUGACCUGAAAAUAUGUGAUUUUGGACUGGCAAGGGUCACCUCUGAAACUGAUUUUAUGACUGAAUAUGUUGUCACAAGAUGGUACCGUGCACCAGAGCUUCUGUUAAACUCUUCUGAUUACACAGCAGCAAUUGAUGUGUGGUCUGUUGGUUGUAUUUUCAUGGAACUCAUGGAUCGAAAGCCUUUGUUUCCUGGCAGAGAUCAUGUUCAUCAGUUGCGACUACUUAUGGAGUUGAUUGGCACCCCAUCAGAAGAUGAUUUGGGGUUUCUGAAUGAAAAUGCUAAGAGAUACAUUAGGCAACUACCUCCUUACCGCCGCCAAUCUUUCCAAGAGAAGUUUCCGCAAGUCCACCCUGAAGCUAUAGAUCUUGUUGAAAAAAUGUUGACUUUUGAUCCUAGAAAAAGGAUUACUGUUGAAGAAGCACUGGCACACCCCUACCUAACAUCCCUGCAUGACAUCAGUGAUGAACCUGUGUGCAUGACUCCCUUCAGCUUUGAUUUUGAACAGCAUGCUCUGUCUGAGGAACAGAUGAAAGAACUUAUAUACCGAGAGGCUCUAGCAUUUAACCCUGAGUAUCAGCAGUAGCAAUGAUAGUUAUGUUGUCAUUGGGUUUGGAACUUUUUCAUGUCUGUGUCCAUAGGUCAAGAGAUUUCUUUGUGUAAAUAUAUUUCUCUAUCAUCUGAAACCAGAUGAACUUGGAGUUGAAUUAUUUCGAUCAGUGGGUAACUGGUAGACUGGUAUACAAUCAUAAGGUAUUUGUAUUGGGCUUCUUUGCUUCUUCAUAUUCAUUGGCUUGUGCCAAAUUCUGAUAAAUCUUUUUCUUUUCAAA